AUGGCUACUUGCAAGAAUACGGUUGUGUUCAUAAUGGGAUCAACAGGAACAGGAAAAACCAAGCUUUCAAUUGACCUAGGGUCACAUUUUCCUUCUGAAAUCAUUAACGCUGACAAGAUCCAAGUUUACAGGGGUUUGGACAUUAUCACCAACAAGAUCCCAGAAUCUCAGCAACGAGGAAUCCCCCACCACCUCCUUGGAAUCAUCGAAGAUCCUGACUUUGACUUUACUCCCACCCAUUUCUGUGACCAAGUCAUCUCUGCAAUCGAACAUAUAACCAAACAAGGACACAUCCCCAUUAUCGUUGGGGGGUCCAACAAUUAUCUUGAAGUCCUCGUGGAAGAUCACACUUUGGACUUUCGUUCCAAAUAUGAUUGUUGCUUCCUCUGGCUCGAUGUAUGUCUUGAUGUCCUCUUUCCCUAUCUAGACAAAAGAGUUGAUGAAAUGGUGGAAGCAGGAUUAGUGGAUGAGACUAGAGAGUACUUCGUACCUGGGGCUGACUAUGCUAUUGGAAUCAGAAGAGUCAUUGGUGCUCCUGAACUGGACAAGUAUUUUAAAGUUGAGAAAGAUGCUAAUGUUGAUGAUGCUUAUAAGAAAGAGUUGCUCAAUGACGCACUUCAGAGAAUGAAAGAGAACACUCGUACGCUAGCUCGAGGGCAACUUUCAAAGAUACAUCGCCUCAAUAAUGAGCUUGCUUGGGGAUUGAAUCGAAUUGACGCUACUAAGGUAUUUGAGGCUGUUUUAAGUGGCAGUGCGUAUCAAGUUCUGUGGGAAGAUAUUGUUUUUAAUCCAAGUAAAGGGAUUGUUCAGAGAUUCCUUGAAGGAAGAACAACAUAUGAGAGAUGGGAAAGCUAUACUGAAUAUUAUCAUGAUUUUGGCUUCAGAAAAAAUAAUUAG
Messenger RNA from Prosopis cineraria, 897 nucleotides. RefSeq names its product adenylate isopentenyltransferase 3, chloroplastic-like. Gene Ontology annotation, molecular function: tRNA dimethylallyltransferase activity. The transcript has a single exon. The coding region runs from base 1 to 897 and encodes 298 amino acids. Gene Ontology annotation, biological process: cytokinin biosynthetic process; tRNA modification. Lineage: Eukaryota; Viridiplantae; Streptophyta; Magnoliopsida; Fabales; Fabaceae. The record is from RefSeq and is a predicted model, not a curated record. Gene Ontology annotation, cellular component: mitochondrion.